Molecule: messenger RNA, 1014 nt
Organism: Paramacrobiotus metropolitanus
Lineage: Eukaryota; Metazoa; Tardigrada; Eutardigrada; Parachela; Macrobiotidae
Exons: 2
Coding region: 1-1014 (337 amino acids)
Biological process (GO): protein phosphorylation
Cellular component (GO): cytoplasm
Molecular function (GO): protein serine/threonine kinase activity; ATP binding; protein tyrosine kinase activity
Source: RefSeq, a predicted model, not a curated record
AUGGAUUCCAAAAUUUUCCCGGAUAUCACCACAUCUCAUAUACGCAUCAUCAAUUUGGAGCAUUGGGCAUGGUGGGCUAGUCAUUUCCACGGUCGUAUUCAUAAAGCAUUACGGACCGAUACGGGUGAGGUGGUUGUGGUAAAGACGAUCAACGUGAAUGGAAAGGAUGCUGCGUCCUGGAAGGACGAAGAUGAAAUUUGCAGCCGCCAACUUGACACUCUCAAAUCGAAUUUUGACUGGAUAACACGUCUGCGCCAUCCAAAUCUCCUGCGCCAUAUGCAUUACCAGGAGCAGAUGAAAGGACAACAACGACUGUAUCGCUUUGAGAUUUUUAUUGAGCUUUUCGGAAGGGACACUCUCCAUGAUACUGCCUGCUCAGUGGAGCUAACUCCCCUGCAGACCCAACACAUGAUGCGGCAGGUUGUCGACGGUCUGGCGUAUCUGCACGAACACCGUUGUGCUCACCGUGACCUUCGUGGUUGUAACAUCCUGGUGGCACCAACUAGAACAGGCACUUACCUUGUGAAAAUAGCUGGGCUUGGCAACAUCAAGGACGUCACCCAUAAAUGGUCCUACCGCCGCGAUUACAGUUACUAUCGUUUUUUCGCCCCCGAACGUUUCUCUGAUACACCUCCGCAAUACCAACCGCCGGGCCUAGCUAGUCGGCGCAGUUUUUGUCUGGAUGUGUGGAGUUUGGGAUGCGUUGUCCUGGAGGUGGUUAACCGUGGGUGGCCGGAAUUUUAUGUCACAGGUGAUCAGGGUCAGCGGGUAAAGAAGGCUACCAACCUAUUCGGUAUAAUGUGCGUCAUUAUAACGCAGGAAGGUUCCCCGCACAUUCCCGAUGCUCUGCCGGAAACAGUACGAAGUUUUGUCAAGAGCUGUCUGGAGCGUGAGCCGACUAAUCGCCCUCUUGUUACAGAUCUAAAAGGGCACGAAUUUUUGAUUGCGCCACAAGAUGUUGUUGCGAAAUGGGUUCUACCUCGCAGUGUAACGGAACAUGACUUUGUCCAAUAA